AUGUUAGAAACUGGCAACAAUUACACCCUCUUGCGGGUAAACGGAGUGAGGAACCAUAUUUCAGCGCGGGUAAACGGUGGGAGUAACCAUAGCUCUCAGUUCAACGGAGAUCUACAUUGGCUUUGCCAAAGAGCCAUUUUGGCUCCUAAAAGCGUUGUGGUCAGUGCAAUCAACAACAACCUCUUACUGCAUUUGCCUGGGGACGUGACAGUCUAUAAGUCAGUAGACAUCAUUCCCAAUCAGGAUGAGGUAGUUGAUUAUCCCACUGAAUUUUUGAAUUCCUUUGAGCCUUCAGGUGUAUCUCCACAUAUUCUUACUCUUAAAAUAGGUAGCCCUGUUAUGCUGAUAAGGAAUUUAAAUCCACCGACGUUGGGCAUUGUUAUCACAAAAUUACUUCCCAAUGUCAUUGAAGCAUCGAUUAUGACCGUCUGUGGUAAAAGUCAAGACGUCUUGAUACUGCGAAUUCCCCUUAUGCCGUCGGCUGCUGACUUACCGUUCACAUUCCGCAGACUGCAUUUUCCGAUUAGACUCAGUUACUCAGUCCAUUAA
This is a messenger RNA of Octopus bimaculoides (California two-spot octopus), 549 nucleotides long. RefSeq lists its product as uncharacterized. The record is from RefSeq and is a predicted model, not a curated record. NCBI's taxonomy places the organism in Eukaryota, Metazoa, Mollusca, Cephalopoda, Octopoda, Octopodidae.